Sinocyclocheilus rhinocerous is the source of this 2623-nucleotide messenger RNA. Its product is annotated as anoctamin-10-like. NCBI's taxonomy places the organism in Eukaryota, Metazoa, Chordata, Actinopteri, Cypriniformes, Cyprinidae. Gene Ontology annotation, molecular function: chloride channel activity. The coding region runs from base 234 to 2252 and encodes 672 amino acids. The transcript is spliced from 14 exons. The record is from RefSeq and is a predicted model, not a curated record. Gene Ontology annotation, cellular component: plasma membrane. Gene Ontology annotation, biological process: chloride transmembrane transport.
GGCUGGGAGGAGAGACGUUCAACUGCAUUCCUCUUCUCUCCUAGUAAAGCAGCGAAUGAACAGGGUGAGAGUGGGGAACAACCCAUCCUAGAAGUGUGCCGUACAGUCUGACUUUCAGUUUUUCACACUUCAAUUUGUUUGAAACAGCACACUGGAGGGGGUGUGAACAUCAACAAAACUCAAGCGCUCCGACAGAAGAAGGUCCCUGGCUUUGACAGUUCCACAGGGACACCAUGAAGUCCCAGAAGGAUCCUCAGGAGGGACUUUCAGCCCUGGCCAAGAUGACAGGACCCAGCUCCUGGUCCCGGGUCAGCUGCCCCUGCUGUAUCUCCAGCCACAUUGAGCCUUUGGUUCUGAUCCAGCUGGCUGAGAACAUCCAGCCUAUCACCAAACAGUGGAUCAUGUCUGUGAUAUCUGCACCUGUGAAGGCUGGAGGGGCUCAAUUGUUAGUUCACCCCGGUGAGGACAUGAAAGGAGACAUGAUAGUUGUGGCGGCCCCCCGCUGUACCCUUCUCAGAGUGACUGAGGACCUGGGCCUCUGCAAAACCUACCAGGAUGGAAACAUGACGGCCUUCUCCUUUGAGGACCGUGACAACUUUUGCAACAUUGACAACAUGCAGCAAUUCCUGACGCUGGCCGAAAGGCAGUACAUCAUCAAACAUGAACUGGAUUCCAUGAGAGCCAUGGAGGACCAGCGUAUCCCAGGAAUCCCAGCACCCAAAGGGAAGCUGAAAGCCAGAGAGAGCAUCUUACAGAAGCUGGAGAAAGCAGGCGUGAUUCGUAACAUCACCCCUCUUCAUGAGCAGAAGCUGCUGUCGGCUCUGGGGAAGCAGUGGUACUCUCACAAGAGUCUGUGGGGGCAGCCUUUAGGUACAAACACACACACAUUCACAUCACAUAACAUAACUAAACAUGCCUCCCCAUCAGGGAACCCUCUCGUUUGUGCAAACUUCUCCAAUGGAAAUAAAACUGACAGCGAGCCGACACUGCCGAAGCAUGACGAUGACCAGCCUUCAGUCAGCUCCUACAUGGUGCAGGCAGUCUUCAGCAUGCUGUGGUCCACGGUAUUCAUGGAGCUGUGGAAGAGGAGGAGCGCAGCUUUAUCCUAUCGCUGGGGCACUUUCAAUUUAGCUGAACAAUUUCAAGAGCCCCGACCGGGUUUCCAUGGAGAACUCGGCACCAAUCCGGUCACGGGCAGACUGGAGCCGCUGUUUCCCGAAUGGAAGAGGAGGCUUAGGAUAGGUCUGGUGUCAUUGCCUGUGGUCGGGGUGUUUUUGGGUCUGGUGGUCAUGGGGAUGGCAGGUUUCUACUUCUUUGAGCGCCUGGUCUCAAACUGGCACAAAGCAUCUGGAUCAUACUUCACAGCAGCCUUGCUAUAUCUCCCUUCUAUAGGCCAUAUUGUCUACACUAAUGUGCUGGGGAAUAUAUAUCGCAACGUGGCCUUGCAGCUAACAGAAGCAGAAAAUCAUAGGGAGGAAUCAUCUUUUGACUAUCAUCAUACCACCAAAGUCCUUGUGUUCACCUUUUUUAAUAACUUUGCUGUGCUGUUCCACAUUGCCUUCUUCAAGGAGGACAUGCCUCUUCUGCGCAAGAGGCUUUCCUCUCUUCUGAUCGUGACUCAAGUGGUGAAUCAGUUCACUGAGGUGGUGGUUCCUUUCCUGGUGGACCGUUUCCUCACAUCUGCAGACAGGAACCUGAAGGAAGAUGAUCCAGAGGUGGACCAUCUCCAGGCUCAGGGCAGUCUGCCGGCUUUCCCAGGCCUGUUUGCUGAGUACAUCGAGCUGCUGGUUCAGUUUGGCUACUUGAGCCUUUUCUCUUGUGUUUAUCCCAUCACUGCCCCUCUGUUACUGCUCAACAACCUCACAGAGAUCCGCACAGACGCCUACAAGCUCUGCAAGCUCUUCAACAAGCCCUUUUCGGCCCCUGUGCCUAACAUGGGUGUAUGGCAGACGGCGUUUGAGGUGCUGAGUUUCAUCUCAGUCAUGUCUAACUGUUGGCUGCUGCUUCUGUCGCCGCAUGUGAAGGAACUCACAGAGGACGCCGGUCUCAGCAGCAGCAAAGUUCUCAUCAUUGCCGUCAUUGUGGAGCAUGCCCUGAUCAUGGUGAAGAUGAUUUUGGCCUUCAUGAUCCCUGAUGAACCGGAUUGGGUCCGAAUCAAGAGAGAACAAAUCGAGUAUCACUCCAUGCAAGCGCUUAAAAAACAGAGGAUCAUGCGCUCUCAUGUGGAGGACAAAGUCCCUUUGAAGGCCUAAAUGGAAGAGUAACCAAAGACUAUUUCCAUAGAGACAAUCACAAGAAGGGCGGUGCUUGGCUAUAAAGUCAUACUUAGCUUGCUAAUAUAUCAUAUGGCACAGUGUACCAAAGAUAGCUUUUAUAGUUUACAGGGUGUUUCAGCCCAAGUUAAUAAUUGUUUGCAUCAGUGGUACCUUUUUGAAAACUACUGAAAAGAGAUUAUUAAGGUCAAGGGCGAUAAAAUUAUGAUAGUGGGUAAACAUGGUGACGUAUUGUGCUGUAUUAAUGAUUUUAAAACAAAAGUUCACCACAAUUACUAUGGAAUAGCUCAUUUAAUUAUUUUUUCUUGCUGUUGUUUUGUUUGUAUAUUUGUUUUUACCUGAUUUUUUUG